Magallana angulata is the source of this 737-nucleotide messenger RNA. Its product is annotated as 60S ribosomal protein L6-like. NCBI's taxonomy places the organism in Eukaryota, Metazoa, Mollusca, Bivalvia, Ostreida, Ostreidae. Gene Ontology annotation, cellular component: ribosome; cytosolic large ribosomal subunit. Gene Ontology annotation, molecular function: RNA binding; structural constituent of ribosome. Bases 25 to 711 code for a protein of 228 amino acids. The transcript is spliced from 5 exons. The record is from RefSeq and is a predicted model, not a curated record. Gene Ontology annotation, biological process: cytoplasmic translation; ribosomal large subunit assembly.
UAUUCACCUUGUCUCGAUUUUCAGAUGGGACCGAAAGCCGAGACUAAAGCAGCUAAGCCAAAGGCUGCGUCUGCUAAGCCUGCUGCCAAGAAACAGACCCAAGCACGUUUGGUCAAGAAAACCAUUGGUGGAGACAAAAAUGGUGGACACAGGCUUGUCAGAAAAACACGAAUGUCCCGUUAUUACCCUACAGAAGACAAGCCAAGAAAGUUGAGGUCAAGGAAGACAGCUUUCUCCAAGCACAAGCACAGCUUGAGGUCAUCAAUUACCCCAGGAACUGUUCUUAUCCUAGUGGCUGGUCGUCACAAGGGAAAGAGAGUUGUCUUCCUGAAACAAUUGGAUUCUGGAUUACUGUUGGUUACAGGUCCAUUCCAUCUUAAUGGUUGCCCUCUGAGAAGAAUCAACCAAAUUUACACUAUUGCCACUAAAACAAAGCUGGACAUCGGUGGUGUUAAAUUGCCCGAACGCCUGAAUGACAAAUAUUUCAACCGUAAACAGCUCAAGAAGCCCCGACACACAGAAGGAGAAAUCUUUGACACCAAAAAGGAGGUGUACACUGUCAGUGAUGAAAGGAAAGAAGACCAAGUGGCUGUUGAUAAACAAAUUCUGGAUGUGAUCCGCAAGAAUAAAGAGAAAAAGUUGUUGUUUGGUUACCUGGGCUCCAUGUUUUCUCUUGGAAGCCGCCAGUACCCACACAAAAUGGUCUUCUAAUUAAAUAAAUAAUAACUGACAGAAAA